UCUCUCUCUUUCAUUGCGGUUGCAGGGUAGCUGCAGAAAGAACCAAAUGAAACGAAACAAAAAAAACGACACAGAAACGAACCACCCACUGAUAUGAAGUGAAGAGGUUGGGUGCGUGUGGGUCCCACUUAAUCUCUUUCUUAACCCCCCACUUUCCAUUUUAUACACUCACCACAUCACCGACGCAUACCAAGCACUCAAAUAAAAAAAUCAAUUCAACUCAACUAACUCCACCAGCCACCACCAUGACGACGGCGAUCUCGGUGGCGGAACCCGAACUGAAAACAUACUGGUGCCACGAAUGUGACAUGAGUGUUUCUUUAACUACUUCUCUCACCCCCUCUCCUCUACUCUGUCCCCAUUGCGACACUCAUUUCCUCGAACUCAUGGACUCACCUUUUUCUCAAAACGACGCCGAUUCUUCAUCCCUAUUCGAUGUCGUUUUCCAAGAUGCGCUUUUACUACUCACACCUCCUCCCCCGAAAUCCCGCACUGAAACAUCAAUCCCUACAAUAACCGUCACACAAACGCUUCUUACCUUACUCGAUCCCUCAAACGGCGUCGUUAUUUGCGCUGUUUGUAAAGAAACGGUUUCCGUUGACGAGGAAGCGAAACAGCUUCCUUGUGAUCAUCUUUAUCAUGCGGAUUGUAUUACUCCGUGGCUUCGGAUUCGUUCUUCUUGUCCUCUUUGUCGGUGCGGAAUUGUGGAGGAUGAAGAGGAUGAGGAUGAUGAGGAAGAUGAUAUUAAUGGUGGAGAUGUGAUGCGGGAGAUGGUGAUGCGGUUGUCGGAGUUGUCCGAGGAUGAUUUCUAUGGAUUGAGGAUUACUCUGAAUCACAUUGCUUCACGUCAUGCUCUGCUUCAUUCUAAUGAUUCUGGUGCUGGUGAGAAUGGUGGUGAUGCUAGUGAACUUGGUGGUGUAGAUGGAGAAGAAUCUUAAUGCUGAGAUUCUUUGCGGUAUAUAGUGUACUAAAUGAAUAUUGAAGUUGUAUCACCAUAGAUCGUCUUAUCAAGUGUAAAUCUACACCGACGAAUAUGGUUCUUCUGUUUUUCCCUUCUUUUUUGGGGAACUCCAACUAGCUAGUUUUAGUGCUAUAGCCAUAAAUACAAUAAACUGAUGGAAUGCACAAGUAUCGUGCAUUUCUUGUCCCCCUCUCCACUCUCUGUAUGUCAGUCCUUGAAACUGGAUUCUCUUAAACCAAAUUCCUCUCUAUCUUAGUCAAUAAAAUCAUUGUAGUAUUCAGCUCUCGUUUAUGUUAUGUCUGUAUUGCUGAAGUGGAUUUUAUCCAUUGAAACAUUUCGUUCACGGUUUUUUUGAUUUACAUUAGAUGAUAUUAUUACAUGCCAACAUGGAUGUAGCCUGUAGUUUGGGCAUGAGAUUGUUGAGGGAUUGUAUCAUCCGAGUGUUGCUGUGUAACGUGGAAGAGCAAUCAAAUAUAUAUUUUGUCUUUGAGUCA
Molecule: messenger RNA, 1455 nt
Organism: Medicago truncatula (barrel medic)
Lineage: Eukaryota; Viridiplantae; Streptophyta; Magnoliopsida; Fabales; Fabaceae
Product: E3 ubiquitin-protein ligase RNF13
Exons: 2
Coding region: 246-938 (230 amino acids)
Biological process (GO): protein ubiquitination
Cellular component (GO): cytoplasm
Molecular function (GO): ubiquitin protein ligase activity
Source: RefSeq, a predicted model, not a curated record